This is a messenger RNA of Pogona vitticeps (central bearded dragon), 846 nucleotides long. RefSeq names its product neurogenin 1 (gene NEUROG1). The record is from RefSeq and is a predicted model, not a curated record. Lineage: Eukaryota; Metazoa; Chordata; Lepidosauria; Squamata; Agamidae. Gene Ontology annotation, biological process: forebrain development; axon development; positive regulation of transcription by RNA polymerase II. Gene Ontology annotation, cellular component: nucleus. Gene Ontology annotation, molecular function: E-box binding; DNA-binding transcription factor activity, RNA polymerase II-specific; protein dimerization activity.
CAAGAGCUGUCGCGUGUCCUCCCUCUGGCUUUUCUUCUCGCCAGGACCUACGAGGACCAUUCAUUCACGCUUUCCUGGUCUUCAGGUUACACUUGCGGGGGAACUUGGCCAGCCGGCCGCGCGUGUAUGUGUGGACUGCCGCCCUGAGCCCAGCUCGUCGAGAUGUCCUCUCCCCUGGAGACCAGCUUCUCUGACCUUGACAACAGCAGUGAAGUGUCCUUUUGCCUCACAGAUGAUGAAGGCAGCAGCCUACGGGCCCCUUCUUGGGCCUCCUCUGAGCGUGCCCCUUCCUUUGAGCACAGCACUGAGGAGCGGGUCGAGGAAGAAAGAGAAAAGAAGAGGCGCAGGGGCCGGACCAAGGUCAAAAACGAAGCUGUCCUUCAUACCCUCAAGAAGACCAGGCGGGUCAAGGCCAAUGACAGGGAGAGGAACCGCAUGCACAACCUCAACGCUGCCCUGGAUGAGCUCCGAAGUGUCUUGCCAACCUUCCCUGAUGACACCAAGCUAACCAAGAUAGAGACCUUGCGCUUUGCUCAUAACUACAUCUGGGCCCUCUCGGAGACUCUCCGACUGGCGGACCAGUGCCUCCAGAAACCACCCAAAGACAUGCUUCUCCCCAGCUUCUUGAGCUCAACGGACCAGCCGGCCAGCCCUGGCAGUGAUGCUGGCUCCUGGGUCUCCACAGCCUCUCCAGCCGCCUCUUCCAUGUCCACCUGCACUUCCAGCCCUAGCAGCCCAGCCACUUCAGAAGACUAUUGCUGUAGGCACACAGAGAAUCUCUUCUCUUUCUCCAGCCUCCCCAAAGACUUGCUACAGAACUGCUCGUGCUUUGUGCAGUACCAUUAG